Messenger RNA from Penicillium nucicola, 855 nucleotides. RefSeq lists its product as uncharacterized. Bases 1 to 855 code for a protein of 284 amino acids. The transcript has 2 exons. The record is from RefSeq and is a predicted model, not a curated record. Lineage: Eukaryota; Fungi; Ascomycota; Eurotiomycetes; Eurotiales; Aspergillaceae.
AUGAAGAGCACCAUUGCUGUUGCAGCCUUUGUUGCUGGCACCAACGCACUUGUCGGCCGCAGCGAUAGCUGUUGCUUCCAUUUGACUGCGACCGGUAGCAUCUCCGGCUCCCUUGGUCAACUGAGUGAUGGUCAAGUCCGUCUUGGCGAUACUACCUUGUCUGCUGCACAAUUCUGCCUCUCCGAUAGCAUUAUCACCGACAGUGAGGGCCGCGGCUGCGUUGUGACCUCGGAGACUACUCAAUUCCAGUGCGAUGAGGGUUCGACUGGUACAUCCGGGUUUUCUCUUACUUCAUCUGGUACCCUUGAGUUCAACGGUAGCGCCAAGUUCAUUGCCUGCGCGACUGGCUUGAAUGGCGGAGACAACAUCUACACUUCCAACAGCACGUCCGUCACCCAAUGUGUGAAUGUUCAGUUGGCCGGCGACUCAUGCUUUGCCGCCGCGUCUUCGUCUGCUUCGCUGAUUUCCUCCACACCUUAUAUCGCCUCUACCAGUGCUACGCCAGUACCUAUCCCCGCUCUUAGCUCCAGUGUCGCUGCUGUUGGCUCUUCCACUCCUGUGUUGACCAGCUCUGUCCCCUUGGUUGUUCCCUCUACCCCAGUCGGGACUUCCACCCCAGUCGGGACUUCCACUCCACUCGCAAGUACCCCAUUGACGACUUCGAGCCUUGCAACAAGCACUGCGACUUCAUCUAGUCAGUCGGAGUCAAGCUCCUCGGCUGGAUCCUCGGGGUCAUCUGCAGCUGCUACCACAUCCGCCCCUGCGAGUUCCGCAGCCGGUCUUGGCCUAUCAAAAUGGUCAUCACUCCAAGUUGCUGCGUUAACCUCUAUCUUUGCAUACCUGAGCUUGGUAUGA